ACUUCCGGGUACUGGUGGUGAAGAUCCGGAGUGAAGAUCCGGAGUGGAAUAAGCAAGUCUGUCCGCAUGUACAACAAGAUCUACGCCAUCCCUCUGGAGAUCAUGCAGGGCACAGGAGAGGAGGUGUUCAACCACGAUUUCCAGUGCAUCUCAGAUUUUCUGGACAACAUGGGGGUGAAGAAUACUCACCUCCCGCUUGGUUUUACCUUCUCCUUCCCCUGCAGACAGACAGGAAUCGAUAAGGUAAAAGUAGAAUCGUCAUGAUAAAGAUCAGCAACCUUAAUGCCAAAGAAUGGCAGUUAUUUCAAUGUCCUGUCUGCUUAAUCAGGGUAAGACAUUACAUUAUUUUUCGAGUAUGUAACAGCUCUCCAUUGUAAUACUUCCUUCCUUAGGGAAGUUUGGUUAGCUAGACCAAAAGGGUUCAAAGCCACAGACUGUGAAGGAAGUGAUGUGGUGGAAAUGCUGCGAGAAGCUUAUAAGAACAAGGAAUGUGAGUGAAAUGGAACAAGCCCUACUGUGCUCUGUAAUAGCUAGUCUGGAUGGAAAUAACUAUACUAUCGCCAAUUUUAAAAGUAUCCAUAGGCCAAAUGUAAUAUUUUGUUUCCAGUAGCAAUUUGAGCUCGAUAUUCUUGCUGUGGUGAAUGACACAGCGUGCACAAUGAUGUGUUCAUAUGAAGACCCCAAGUGUGAGAUGGGACUCAUUGCUGGUAUGUAGGUUCUAGCUAUUCUCAUCCUGGUGAUUUUAUACUGCACUACACUAACAAAACAGUGAGAUGUGUAUGAUCUCAGAGUGAAAUGCUGCCCCCUAGGGACGAGGAGUAACGUGUGUUACAUGGAGGAAAUGAGAAACAUGGAGAUGGUGGAGUGGAACAAGGGAUGGACGUGUGUAAACACAGAGUGGGUCGGUUUAGGGGAG
Oncorhynchus kisutch (coho salmon) is the source of this 916-nucleotide messenger RNA. RefSeq names its product hexokinase HKDC1-like. Gene Ontology annotation, biological process: carbohydrate phosphorylation; glycolytic process; glucose metabolic process. Bases 67 to 264 code for a protein of 65 amino acids. The record is from RefSeq and is a predicted model, not a curated record. Gene Ontology annotation, molecular function: glucokinase activity; fructokinase activity; ATP binding. Gene Ontology annotation, cellular component: mitochondrion; cytosol. The transcript has 2 exons. Lineage: Eukaryota; Metazoa; Chordata; Actinopteri; Salmoniformes; Salmonidae.